AUGUGUAGAAAGAUUGCAUAUAAAGAAGUGUAUAGUUCUUCAGACUCUGAAAUGAGCGAACUAAAUGAUAUAGAAAGUAAUAAUAAUAGUAGUGUAGACAUUGGUAUACAGUGUGAAAUCGGCUUAGAAAUAUUUAAAAAUUAUGUCACAAACAAACAAAAAAAUGAUCUUGAUGCAUCUUUUCAUGAAGCUGAAUGGAGUGAUAGUGAUGACAGUUCGGAUAGCAUUGAUGAAAAAAGUUCUGAAGGAACCGAUUUGGAUAUGGACAAAAAACAACUAGACGUUACUGCAGAUGAUAAUAUUGUUUCUUUGAACGAUUGCAUAGUUUUAACUUUUGGACAGAAUAUUUUACAAUUAUUUAAAAUUUGUCAUAUUUGUGGAAAACGCGUAAGUGCAGUGACCCAUUCAAAACGAGGAUCAAUGGUAAUCAUAAAAACUGUUUGCGUAGCUGAACAUAUUUUUAACUGGCGCUCUCAGCCUAUAGAGAAUAAAUUUUCUGUAGGAACAAUAAAACUGUGCGCUGCCAUUUAUUCUACAGGUCUGAGUUUUGAAAAUUUUACAAUGUUUGCCAAGGCUAUGGGAUUAUUAACCGUUAGUGCUACAACAUUUUAUUCAGUAGUUCGGCGUUUUGUAGGACCUGUCAUACGCCAGGUUUUCAGUGAGCAAAGGAGUGCAAUAUUUGCUUCCCUAAAAUCGGAGGAAAAUGUAGAAACAAGAAUUAGCGGAGAUGGGCAAUACGAUUCGCCUGGUUUUUGUGCUAAAUACGCCACAUAUUCAAUAAUGGACCUGAAUACAACAAAAGUUAUAGACUUUAUGGUCGUUCAAAAAGGUAUGGUUACAGGCGAUUUAGAAAAGGCGGCAUGUGACAAAAUUCUCCAUAAAUUAAUUCAUGAAGAUUUAAAAAUCAGUGUAUUUUUGUCAGACAGACAUCGAGGCAUCCGACAUUUAUUACGUACUAAGUAUUCGGAACUCAAUCACCAGUUUGACGUAUGGCAUAUGGCAAAGAAUUUGGCGAAAAAAAUCAAAACUGUAGAAAAGAAGGCUCCUCUUCUGGCCGCUUGGAAGUCAAGCAUCGUCAAUCACCUAUGGUGGGCAGCACAAACUUGUGGUGGUGAUCCAGAUUUACUUAUAGAAAAAUUCUUGUCGGUUCUACACCAUAUCUGUAAUAUCCAUUCGUGGGAGGGCAACAGGUUUACAGCGUGUCAACAUGAACCUAUAGCCGAAGAAGAUGCAAGAGAUGUAGCAUGGCUAUCGCCUAAAUCCAACGAUUUUACUAUGCUGAAAUCUAUUGUUGACAAUAAGCAGUUUCUAUGUGAUUUACGCCAUGUAAAUUUAUAUUGCCAUACAGGCGCCUUAGAAUCGCAUCAUAAUGAGCGAUUAAAGUACUUGCCAAAAAGAAGUCAUUUCUCUUAUGAUGGUAUGGUUUUGCGAGGUAUGUUAGCAAUAUUGGGCCAUAAUUUUAACGUAUCGAAAGACGUUGUUAGCGACUCUCAAAAGUAUUCGAAGAUCUCGGGAAAAUGGGUGUAUCGGAAGAUAUGCAGAAAAAAAAAUUAUGACUGGAGACAAGAUCUCGUAAAAAAUGUCUGCAGUUUGGCAAGGGGUGACUACGUUGUCGAUGUUGAUCAACAAGCGGAAUACGCUGGAAUGGUAUCUGAAAAUAUUGCACCAGUUAGUAAACCGUCUUUAGAUACCACCCGACAACAAUAUUACUCAAGAUUUGGCUCUACUCCUGUUUAG
Molecule: messenger RNA, 1737 nt
Organism: Zophobas morio
Lineage: Eukaryota; Metazoa; Arthropoda; Insecta; Coleoptera; Tenebrionidae
Exons: 1
Coding region: 1-1737 (578 amino acids)
Source: RefSeq, a predicted model, not a curated record